This is a messenger RNA of Nomascus leucogenys (northern white-cheeked gibbon), 4065 nucleotides long. It is a transcript of the gene LAMB3, whose product is annotated as laminin subunit beta 3. The record is from RefSeq and is a predicted model, not a curated record. Gene Ontology annotation, cellular component: basement membrane. Gene Ontology annotation, biological process: axon guidance. NCBI's taxonomy places the organism in Eukaryota, Metazoa, Chordata, Mammalia, Primates, Hylobatidae.
CCAGAGGUGAGGCUGUUGUUUAAAAACCUGGAGCCAGGAGGGGAGACCCCCACAUUCAAGAGGAGCUUUCAAGCGAUCUGGAGAAAGAACGGCAGAACACACAGCAAGGUAAGGUCCUCUCUGGGGAUCACCCCAUUGGCCGAAGAUGACACCACUCUUCCUCUUGUCUUUUGCCUUGCCUGGCCUCCUGCAUGCCCAGCAAGACUGCUCCCGUGGGGCCUGCUAUCCACCUGUCGGGGACCUGCUUGUUGGGAGGACCCGGUUUCUCCGAGCUUCAUCUACCUGUGGACUGACCAAGCCUGAGACCUACUGCACCCAGUAUGGCGAGUGGCAGAUGAAAUGCUGCAAGUGUGACUCCAGGCAGCCUCACAACUACUACAGUCACCGAGUAGAGAAUGUGGCUUCAUCCUCUGGCCCCAUGCGCUGGUGGCAGUCACAGAAUGAUGUGAACCCUGUCUCUCUGCAGCUGGACCUGGACAGGAGAUUCCAGCUUCAGGAAGUCAUGAUGGAGUUCCAGGGGCCAAUGCCCGCCGGCAUGCUGAUUGAGCGCUCCUCAGACUUCGGUAAGACCUGGCGAGUGUACCAGUACCUGGCUGCCGACUGCACCUCCACCUUCCCUCGGGUCCGCCAGGGUCGGCCUCAGAGCUGGCAGGAUGUUCGGUGCCAGUCCCUUCCCCAGAGGCCUAAUGCACGCCUAAAUGGGGGGAAGGUCCAACUUAACCUUAUGGAUUUAGCAUCUGGGAUUCCAGCAACUCAAAGUCAAAAAAUUCAAGAGCUGGGGGAGAUCACAAACUUGAGAGUCAAUUUCACCAGGCUGGCCCCUGUGCCCCAAAGGGGCUACCACCCUCCCAGCGCCUACUAUGCUGUGUCCCAGCUCCGUCUGCAGGGGAGCUGCUUCUGUCACGGCCAUGCUGAUCGCUGCGCACCCAAGCCUGGGGCCUCUGCAGGCCCCUCCACCGCUGUGCAGGUCCACGAUGUCUGUGUCUGCCAGCACAACACUGCCGGCCCAAAUUGUGAACGCUGUGCACCCUUCUACAACAACCAGCCCUGGAGACCUGCAGAGGGCCAGGACGCCCAUGAAUGCCAAAGGUGCGACUGCAAUGGGCACUCAGAGACAUGUCACUUUGACCCCGCUGUGUUUGCCGCCAGCCAGGGGGCAUAUGGAGGUGUGUGUGACAAUUGCCGGGACCACACCGAAGGCAAGAACUGUGAGCGGUGUCAGCUGCACUAUUUCCGGAACCGGCGCCCGGGAGUUUCCAUUCAGGAGACCUGCAUCCCCUGCGAGUGUGAUCCGGAUGGGGCAGUGCCAGGGGCUCCCUGUGACCCAGUGACCGGGCAGUGUGUGUGCAAGGAGCAUGUGCAGGGAGAGCGCUGUGACCUAUGCAAGCCGGGCUUCACGGGACUCACCUACGCCAACCCACAGGGCUGCCACCGUUGUGACUGCAACAUCUUGGGGUCCCGGAGGGACAUGCCGUGUGACGAGGAGAGUGGGCACUGCCUUUGUCUGCCCAACGUGGUGGGUCCCAAAUGUGACCAGUGUGCUCCCUACCACUGGAAGCUGGCCAGUGGCCAGGGCUGUGAACCAUGUGCCUGCGACCCGCACAACUCCCUCAGCCCACAGUGCAACCAGUUCACAGGGCAGUGCCCCUGUCGGGAAGGCUUUGGUGGCCUGACGUGCAGCGCUGCAGCCAUCCGCCAGUGUCCAGACCGGACCUAUGGAGACGCGGCCACAGGAUGCCGAGCCUGUGACUGUGAUUUCCGGGGAACAGAGGGCCCGGGCUGCGACAAGGCAUCGGGCCGCUGCCUCUGCCGCCCUGGCCUGACCGGGCCCCGCUGUGACCAGUGCCAGCGAGGCUACUGCAACCGCUACCCGGUGUGUGUGGCCUGCCACCCUUGCUUCCAGACCUAUGAUGCGGACCUGCGGGAGCAGGCCCUGCGCCUUGGUAGCCUCCGCAAUGCCACAACCAGCCUGUGGUCAGGGCCAAGGCUGGAGGACCGUGGCCUGGCCUCCCGGAUCCUAGAUGCGAAGAGUAAGAUUGAGCAGAUUCGAGCAGUUCUCAGCAGCGCCGCAGUCACAGAGCAGGAGGUGGCUCAGGUGGCCAGUGCCAUCCUCUCCCUCAGGCGAACUCUCCAGGGCCUGCAGCCGGAUCUGCCCCUAGAGGAGGAGAUGUUGUCCCUUCCGAGAGACCUGGAGAGUCUGGACAGAACCUUCAAUGGUCUCCUCACUAUGUAUCAGAGGAAGAGGGAGCAGUUUGAAAAAAUAAGCAGUGCUGAUCCUUCAGGAGCCUUCCGGAUGCUGACCACAGCCUACGAGCAGUCAGCCCAGGCUGCUCAGCAGGUCUCCGACAGCUCGCACCUCUUGGACCAGCUGAGGGACAGUCGGAGAGAGGCAGAGAGGCUGGUGCGGCAGGCGGGAGGAGGAGGAGGCGCCGGCAGCCCCAAGCUUGUGGCCCUGAGGCUGGAGAUGUCUUCGUUGCCUGACCUGACACCCACCUUCAACAAGCUCUGUGGCAACUCCAGGCAGAUGGCUUGCACCCCAGUAUCAUGCCCUGGUGAGCUGUGUCCCCAAGACAAUGGCACAGCCUGUGGCUCCCACUGCAAGGGUGUCCUUCCCAGGGCCGGUGGGGCCUUCUUGAUGGCGGGGCAGGUAGCUGAGCAGCUGCGGGGCUUCAAUGCCCAGCUCCAGCAGACCAGGCAGAUGAUUAGGGCAGCCGAGGAAUCUGCCUCACAGAUUCAAUCCAAUGCCCAGCGCUUGGAGACCCAGGUGAGCGCCAGCCGCUCCCAGAUGGAGGAAGAUGUCAGACGCAUGCGGCUCCUAAUCCAGCAGGUCCGGGAUUUCCUAACAGACCCCGACACUGAUGCAGCCACUAUCCAGGAGGUCAGUGAGUCCGUGCUGGCCCUGUGGCUGCCCACAGACUCAGCUACUGUUCUGCAGAAGAUGAAUGAGAUCCAGGCCAUUGCAGCCAGGCUCCCCAACGUGGACCUGGUGCUGUCCCAGACCAAGCAGGACAUUGCGCGCGCCCGCCGGUUGCAGGCUGAGGCUGAGGAAGCCAGGAGCCGAGCCCAUGCAGUGGAGGGCCAGGUGGAGGAUGUGGUUGGGAACCUGCGGCAGGGGACAGUGGCACUGCAGGAAGCUCAGGACACCUUGCAAGGCACCAGCCGCUCCCUUCGGCUUAUCCAGGACAGGGUUGCUGAGGUUCAGCAGGUACUACGGCCAGCAGAAAAGCUGGUGACAAGCAUGACCAAGCAGCUGGGUGACUUCUGGACACGGAUGGAGGAGCUCCGCCGCCAAGCCCGGCAGCAGGGUGCAGAGGCAGUCCAGGCCCAGCAGCUUGCAGAAGGUGCCAGCGAGCAGGCAUUGAGUGCCCAAGAGGGAUUUGAGAGAAUAAAACAAAAGUAUGCUGAGUUGAAGGACCGGUUGGGUCAGAGUCCCAUGCUGGGUGAGCAGGGCGCCCGGAUCCAGAAUGUGAAGACAGAGGCAGAGGAGCUGUUUGGGGAGACCAUGGAGAUGAUGGACAGGAUGAAAGACAUGGAGUCGGAGCUGCUGCGGGGCAGCCAGGCCAUCAUGCUGCGCUCGGCGGACCUAACAGGACUGGAGAAGCGUGUGGAGCAGAUCCGUGACCACAUCAACGGGCGUGUGCUCUACUAUGCCACCUGCAAGUGAUGCUACAGCUUCCAGCCCCUUGCCCCACUCAUCUGCCACCUUUGCUUUUUGUUGGGGGCAGAUUGGGUUGGAAUGCUUUCCGUCUCCAGGAGACUUUCAUGCAGCCUAAAGCACAGCCUGGACCACCCCUGGUGUGCAGCUGGUAAGAUUACCCUGAGCUGCAGCUGAGCCUGAGCCAAUGGGACAGUUACACUUGACAGACAGAGGUGGUGGAGAUUGGCAUGCCAUUGAAACUAAGAGCUCUCAAGUCAAGGAAGCUGGGCUUGGCAGUACUCCCUGCCUUUAGUUCUCCACUAGGGAGGAAUCCUGGACCAAACACAAAAACGUAACAAAAAUGAUGUAAAAAUGAAAAGCUAAAUAAAAAUCUUUGGAAAAGAGCCUGGAGGUUCAACGAGGAAAAA